AUGGCGAACUGGGCAGAACUGCCCCACGAACUCCUUGUUCUGAUUGCAAAGCAUGUUAAAGUGAUAGAAGAUUUUAUUGAUUUUCGUGCUGUUUGUACCUCUUGGCGACCUGCUGCUACGAAGGAAAACUUUGAUGUGUUUUCGUUCAAAGUUCCGUUGCUAAUGCUGGCUGAUAAAGACGAUGAUUAUCGAGAAUUUUACUCUCUUUCCAAAGGGAAAGUCUCACAUAUAUUAUAUCUCCCAGAAGCUAUAAGGCGAGAGUGUUUUCCAUAUGAGGAAUGGCUGUUCACCAUGUCAUAUUACGAAGAGUUUAACUUGUUGCAUCCUUUUUCCCGUACCCAAAUUCAACUUCUUUUGCAAAAAGCCUUAUUGGCUUUACAGGGUUUCGUUGAAGUACCAAAAGAAGAAAUCUAUCACAUCAUCGACAGAGCUGUCUUAUCUGUUAAUCCUUCUCGUACAUCAGAUUAUGUACUAGUGGUUUCCUAUUGGCCUAGUAUUUCUCAACCAAUUGUCGAGUCACACCUAUUUUGGCUUGACGAUAAUCCGAAUCUGUUUCGCCAGAAGAAGUAUUCAAUCAACUUCUACCUAGUUGAGGUAGACGAUAAACUUUUACUUGUUAACCGAUUUGCCCUUCCUCGACGAGAACGAAAUGAGCCUCCGAGAGAGGAAGGAGAUGGUCCAAAGACAUUUAAAUUUGAAGUACAUGAACUAGAUGUAAUCAAUGGUAAAAUGAAAAAGAUUAAUACCUUGGGAGAUUUAGCUAUUUUUUUGAGUGUUAAUGGAGCAAGUUUCGUUGAGUCUUCUAAGUUUACUAGAGUCAAGCCUGAUCACAUAUAUUUUACUGAUGAUUGGCGUGAGGAAAAUGCCGUAUUGGAAGAUGGUGGUGGAAGAGAUAUGUGUGCUUAUAAUCUUGAAGAUGGAUACGUUGAAUCUUUUUAUCCUGAAUAG
Molecule: messenger RNA, 948 nt
Organism: Nicotiana attenuata
Lineage: Eukaryota; Viridiplantae; Streptophyta; Magnoliopsida; Solanales; Solanaceae
Exons: 2
Coding region: 1-948 (315 amino acids)
Source: RefSeq, a predicted model, not a curated record